Molecule: messenger RNA, 851 nt
Organism: Medioppia subpectinata
Lineage: Eukaryota; Metazoa; Arthropoda; Arachnida; Sarcoptiformes; Oppiidae
Source: the annotation of a GenBank genome assembly
UAACGUCAUAUUAAUUGGCAAAAAUAAUGUCACCGAAAGCUCUGGUAUUGUUGGCCACCGGCGCCGAAGAGAUGGAAGUAGUCAUUACUGUUGAUGUCUUGAGGAGAGGAGGCAUUUCGGUUAUAAUGGGCGGCCUUUCGGGCAAAGAUGCGGUCAAAUGCAGUCGCGAUGUAGUGAUAGUUCCGGACAUUUCCUUAUCAGAAGUGAAACAAGAGUUUGAUGCGAUUGUAUUGCCCGGCGGUCUCGAAGGCGCCAAUGCUUUGGCCGCCUCUCCACUCGUCGGACAACUACUUCGACAACAGGAGGACUCAAAGCGAGUGAUAGCAGCCAUAUGUGCGGCGCCUAUAGCUCUGAAAAGCCAUCGAANGAUUGUAUUGCCCGGCGGUCUCGAAGGCGCCAAUGCUUUGGCCGCCUCUCCACUCGUCGGACAACUACUUCGACAACAGGAGGACUCAAAGCGAGUGAUAGCAGCCAUAUGUGCGGCGCCUAUAGCUCUGAAAAGCCAUCGAAUUGGACUCAAGAAGAAAAUUACUUCACAUCCGUCUAAAGCGCAAGAACUGAAGUCCGACUACGACUACAGCGAGGAUAGGGUUGUGAUCGAUGGACAGUUGAUUACAACUCUGAAAAGCCAUCGAAUUGGACUCAAGAAGAAAAUUACUUCACAUCCGUCUAAAGCGCAAGAACUGAAGUCCGACUACGACUACAGCGAGGAUAGGGUUGUGAUCGAUGGACAGUUGAUUACAAGUCGAGGCCCGGGAACUGCAUUCGAGUUCGCUUUAGCUAUUGUUGACAAACUUAUGGGAAGCGAUAAAGUGAAAGAAAUAUCAGUUCCAAUGAUUCUCAAAGAGUAG